UAAAAAAUAAAUAAAAAAAAUAACAGGGAAAAAUUGAAGUAAAUAAAAUAUUGGGAAGUUUUGAAAAUUUAUUUGAAAUUUUAAAGAAGGACCAGGAAAAUGAAAACUGAAAAGAUGAUGGCGGCAGAGUUAUCACGGCGGGAUGAACUUAUGAGGAAUGGACUCCAAGAAGUCUCCUACCAACACAGGCUAAUGCAGCGCUCAAAUGACACUCUUGACCUCUGCCAGGGUAAACCUAGAUUUAGAUCUCGACAAAGGCCUCCGAAAAAAUUUCGCCCAAAAACUCCGAAGCAGCCUGAACCAAAAGAGGAUUACAGUGAAAACGAUAUUACUAUUGAAGGAGCAGAAUGGCCCGACACAUCGAAACCGAAGGCACCGGGUCCAUGCGCUGAGAAAGAUGAUCAUGGCCGUGACCGUUCCCGUGACCGUGACCGUGACCAUGACCAUGACCGUGGCGGUGACCAUAAUCGUGGCGGUGACCAUGACCGAGCCGGUGGUCCAUUUCCUCGUGUUCGUGAUGUAUGUGAUCCUUACAUGCUUCCCUAUACUACGGACUAUUUUCCUGCUGGACCCCAUGGCCCCCGUGUUCAGUUAUGUCCAUACGUACCUCUGCAACCAUAUUGGCCUGAACCUAGGCACCGGAGAGAUUGGGAGUAGAAUGAAGCCAUAUUAAGCUUUUCGGGAUUGUGGGUAUUUUCGACAUGGUUUGUAAUAGUUUACGCAUUUUCUUUUUAGUCCUGAUUUUAUUGAUAAAUUUAUGGAAGUGUUUGAUUUAAUAAAGGUUUCGGAUCAAAAGAA
Messenger RNA from Hermetia illucens (black soldier fly), 798 nucleotides. RefSeq lists its product as uncharacterized. Lineage: Eukaryota; Metazoa; Arthropoda; Insecta; Diptera; Stratiomyidae. The transcript is spliced from 3 exons. The record is from RefSeq and is a predicted model, not a curated record. The coding region runs from base 100 to 657 and encodes 185 amino acids.